This is a messenger RNA of Oikopleura dioica, 1095 nucleotides long. The record is from the annotation of a GenBank genome assembly. NCBI's taxonomy places the organism in Eukaryota, Metazoa, Chordata, Appendicularia, Copelata, Oikopleuridae.
AUGUUGGAUCUGCAUUUUAUUUCAACGCUCUUAUUCGGUUUCGGCUCGGAUGUGGCGAUACCUGGUUCUAUAAGGAUACAGAAUGGGAAAAAUGGAAGCUGGGAGAUUUCUUCAGACGAAGCGAAAGACGCAUACAUCUAUACAAAUUAUACCGAUUCGAUAGUGAACAUAACAUGUCUCUCUGGGUCACUCUCUUCCUACAACUGCAAAAUUCAUCUGGACAGUAACACUUCAUCCAUUAUCCUCCAGUCUGUCUCCAUCGGCCAAGAGUUCAUCAAUUUCAACGACACAAACUCGACCGAUGACGUGACCCGAGUGAACGUUAUCAAAUCCGAAUCACUUUAUGUCUUCAACGAGGUCAUCGGAUGGAUGUACUUUGUCGCCUGGACAGUAUCCUUCUACCCACAAAUCUGGCUCAAUUUCAAGCGUAAAAAUGUUGAGGGAUUGAAUUUUGAUUUUGUGUUGCUCAACACCAUCGGAUUCGCGUGCUACAGUGCGUACAAUUUGGCGCUCUUCUUCAGCAAGAAUAUUUUCGCACAAUAUGAAGAGCGACGGCAUGAUGGUGUCAAUCCUGUCUUGCCGAAUGAUAUUUUUUUUUCUCUCCACGCGUUUCUCGCCUCUGCCUUCACUGGCUUCCAAAUUGUCAUUUACGACAAAAAUGGUCAAAAAGUAAGCAAAUUCGGUUGGUUAUUUUCCGGCGCUUGUAUUCUUGCUGCUGUUUUGGGCUGUAUCGCUCCCGCCGUUGGUAGUAUGCUCUGGCUAGAUUACCUGAUAAUUUUGUCUUCCGUCAAACUCGCCAUUACAAUUGUCAAAUAUAUCCCACAGGCUCUCAUGAACUACAGGCGAAAAUCAACUGAAGGUUGGUCAAUUGGCAACGUCUUGCUUGAUCUCACUGGAGGAUCCCUUUCAAUGCUCCAAAUGAUGCUUCAAGGCGUCAACAACAACGACUUCAGCAACAUUUUUGGCGAUCCAACGAAGUUCGGCCUUGGGCUCUUUUCCAUUCUCUUCGAUGCACUUUUCAUCGUUCAGCACUAUGUUCUUUAUCGAAACAAGCCUGGCUAUCGAGCCCAGCUUGAUGACUACAACGACUAUUGA